Pelobates fuscus (common spadefoot toad) is the source of this 2613-nucleotide messenger RNA. It is a transcript of the gene DNAAF5, whose product is annotated as dynein axonemal assembly factor 5. Bases 22 to 2532 code for a protein of 836 amino acids. Gene Ontology annotation, biological process: outer dynein arm assembly; inner dynein arm assembly; cilium movement. The record is from RefSeq and is a predicted model, not a curated record. The transcript is spliced from 13 exons. Gene Ontology annotation, cellular component: cytoplasm. Gene Ontology annotation, molecular function: dynein intermediate chain binding. Lineage: Eukaryota; Metazoa; Chordata; Amphibia; Anura; Pelobatidae.
UGGUUACCAGUGGUUACAGCAAUGGCGGCGGACGGUGAGCAACGUGCGGCCUCUGAAGUCUUUCAGGCCAUAGCCCGGCACCUAAACUGCCUGAAUGAUGACAAUAAGUUCACCAGAAGGAAAGCGCUAGGGGCAAUCCAGCAGGAGGCCCAGGAUAAGAGGCUGUCCAGCGUGGCCCUCCAAGAGGUGUUCGGGGAGCUGCUCAAACCGCUGCUCAGGUGCCUGUCAGACCCCAUGGAGAAGUGCAGGGAGCUGGCCACCCAGAUCGCCAGUCACUGUGUGAGUAACGUGCCCAGCCCCGAGGAGGCCCUGCCCUACCUGAUACCAGCCAUCACACAGAGACUGGGGAGCCCUGACAUCGUGGAGCCCACAGAGGAGCUCAGGCUCGCCUUAACAGAGCUCCUGGCCCUACUCAUCGAAGUGUGUGGGAGAAAGCUGCUCCCUUACCUGGAUGACCUGAUCAGGAUAUUACAAAGAACCAUCACGGAUCCUUUCCCAGAGGUGAAGAAAGAAAGCUGCAAAUGUGCCACAAGCCUUGCCAAGUGUAUACCAGAACAUUUCCACAUGCAGUCGGAAUCUCUCAUUAAACCCUUGAUGCAGACCAUUUCACAUCAGCACUCCAAAGUUCGUAUGGCAGUUAUCCAUACAACAGGUGCGGUAAUCCAAUACGGUAAUGGGAAGUCAGUGGACGAUGUCCUGUCCCAUCUUGCACAAAGGCUUUUUGAUGAUGCCCCUCAGGUUCGCCAAGCUGUAACUAUUGUAAUAGGGGACUGGCUUUUGAACCUGCGGGAUAGAUAUUCAUACUUUCAUAAACUGAUACCUCUUAUGCUGAGCAGCACUACAGAUGAAAUUCCUGAGAUUCGGCAGCUUGCUCAGAGUUACUGGGAGAAAAUCGGAUUGCAGUGGGAAAAAGAGAAUGAAGAUGAUCUGAAAGACAAACUUGAUUUCAGUGCUCUUCCACCAUCUCACUACCCAGCAGGAGUAAAGAGACCUGGAUUGGGGUGCCGUGAGCUUAUAUUCAGAAAUCUAUCCAAAAUUCUCCCAGCUGUCAGUCAUGAUAUCACAGACUGGGUUGUUGGAACAAGGAUUAAAGCUUCUCGGCUCCUUGCGGUUUUACUUUUGCACGCGGAGGAUCACACCACUCAGCAUAUGGAGCUUGUACUCGGCACCCUGUACCGAUCGUGCCUAGAUGAGGAACAAAGCGUUGUGCAUAGUAGUGUGCAGUCAGCUGAGUUAAUUGGGUACUUUGUGAACCCGGAAGUGUUCCUUAAGUUGAUUUUGCCUUCGCUACAGAAGUCUCCCUUAGCCUCGCAUCUUAUGGUCCUUGCUUCGUUUAUCCGCGGAAGCUCUAGAGAGAGGCUGAAACCUCAUUUAAGUCGCACAGCCAGUGUCCUUUCCCAGAGAGAGAUCUGUCAGGGCUCUGAAAAGGUUCUAUACUUGGAACAAUUGUUGUGCUGUGUCCAAUCCCUAAUUUACAUAUGCAAAGAAGACUGUGAAGAAGUUAGCUUACAUUGCAUGAAAAUCCUGAUUACUAUAUUGGCAUCUGAAAAUCUUAAUGAAAAGGUUCAAGAGGUGUUCAUAACCUUGGCAACGCUGCAAGGGUUGACAUGUGUCCAGGAUCUGUAUAGAAGGCACAUACAGCAAUUAUUUGAGUGGGCAUCCAGCAACCAUCAACACUGGACCAGCUAUUCAGUAGAAAGACUGCACUUUGAAGUUGUUGUUAUGGAGUCUGGCCCUGUGAUAGGUGAAAAUCUCCAUCUGCUAGUACCAGUUUUGAAGACUUGCUUGCAACCAACACAAGAAGCACAAAUGCGCUUGAAGCUUUUUACGAUGUUGUCAAAACUCCUGGUGAAAGCAAAUGAAACUGUCAACUCUCAAGGAGAGUUCCAUAAGCAUUCUGAAGCAAUCAUAAAGGAAAUAUUGAUCCCAAACCUCAAAUGGCAUGCUGGCAGGACAGCGGGAGCCAUUCGAACCAUUGUUGUGUCCUGCUUGUGGGUUCUCCUGCAGAGUGAGGUCCUGUCUGAACAAGAGAUUUUUCAAGUAGAAGAUGUUUUAGUGCCUCAGGUGGUCACCACACUGGAGGAAGACUCCAAGACUAGUCGACUGAUGUCCUGUCGCAUUAUCCAAACUCUUCUCAAAGUCUGUGUUCAACGGCUGGAUCCAGAUAGACUAAACAAAAUAUACCCCGAGCUUUUAAAACGACUUGACGAUGCCUCUGAUGAAGUCAGAGUAACUGCUGCUAAAACCUUAUCUCUCUGGUUUAAAUGCAUCAACAAUGACUACGACAGUUCAACAUUUAAGGGUCAUCUAGAAUUUCUAUACAGAGGUCUUUUAAUUCACCUUGAUGAUCCGGAUAACUGCAUCCAAUCAACAGUAUUAGACGUUUUGAAGACUGGAAGCUUUCUUUACCCCUCCUUGUUAGCCCAAGAAAUUGAAGCCGUUCGCCAUAAACACAGAACACCAGCAUACUGUGAUCAACUUCUACGUCAUAUUGAAGAGCUUAGGCUCCGUGAACCAUCGGCAGCCACGUAACAGCUAUUUAUAAAGUUAUGGAGACAGUCACAAGGGGAAAAAAGACAUACUGUUGCAACAAUGUAUUUUAAGAAGAAUUUU